AUGUUUACUCAAGCUCAAGCCAUAGAAGUGGUUGCAUCGACCAUUCCUAUGGAUGGUUUUGAUUUUAAGUCAUACGAAGCACUCAAAGAUCUAGACAACAGUGUGUUAAUCGAUUGUAUUGGAUAUCUUUCUGGAAUAUUAUCAACUGGUCAAUUUAUUAGAGAUGGUAACCCCCAAAAAAUGAUCAAUAUUCAACUAGAGGAUUUGCAGAAAAAUUUCUUGAGUUGCACUUUGUGGAAUCAAUAUGCUGAUCAAUUGACAGAAUACUUAUCUAAUCAUCCAAAUUGUCAAGUUUUUAUUGCCAUCCAGUAUGCAAAAAUCAAGACUUUUCAUGAGAUAAAUGAUUUUAAAAAGAGAUUUGGGAGUGAAGGAAAGACUUUUUCAGAAAUGGUGGAACAAAUAAGUAGUCACAUCUCUCAGAAAAAUGAAAACGAGUUCUUGAAAAAAUCGGUGAGGAAACAUGUUGAUGAGAUUCUUGAAAUGCAGGAGGUGAGAACAUUAGUAUUGUUGGCAACUGUAGCCACAAUCGACUCUAUUGAGCUUGAGAAUGGUUGGUUCUACCUUGCAUGUAAGAAAGACUACAAGAAAGUUCAAGAUCAAAAAAUUGAUGAGCUAACGAAGUUUUGGUGCGAAAAGUGCAAUAAUUAUGUAGAUCCCGUUCCAAGGUUCAAACUUCAAGUAAGGGUGAUGGAUGAAUCAGGAAGUGCUUCAUUUGUUAUUUUUGAUCGCGAGGUGGUACAAAUCUUAGGAAAGUCUGCAUUACAUAUAAGAGAAUGCCAAAUUAAGGUAUACUUAGUUCAUAUGGGAUUGUUCCUGAUGGAAAUAAGGAUGACAAUUAAUGACGAUUCAGUGCCUAAAGAUUUAAAAGAAUUACUGGACCGGAAGUUUUUAUUUAAAGUUAAAGUUACAGAUUAUAACUUUAAGCAAAGCUGCCCAUUAUUCACGGUAACAAAGAUGUCUGAUGAUGUAGACCUUAUAAAGACAUUCCAAGAUGUAGAGGAUCCUAAUGAGGUUAUGGAGCAUGAAGAACAACUAGAUGUGACUUCAAAAUCUGUCAACCAUUGCAAGGAUACUAACACAGAGAAGAAUGUACUCAACAAUGACAAUGAGAAUAUGGAUGACAAUUGUGAGGAACUUUGUAUCACUCCAAACCAUAAAAGAAGCUUUGAAGAGUUGGGGUGCACAAGCUCGAAAGGGCAUAUUACAUCAUCUGAGUUUUCUACUAAUAAAACUCAGCGAAAGAUUGUCGUCAAAAAAGAGAAGAACUAA
Messenger RNA from Spinacia oleracea (spinach), 1269 nucleotides. Its product is annotated as replication protein A 70 kDa DNA-binding subunit C. The coding region runs from base 1 to 1269 and encodes 422 amino acids. The record is from RefSeq and is a predicted model, not a curated record. The transcript has 9 exons. Lineage: Eukaryota; Viridiplantae; Streptophyta; Magnoliopsida; Caryophyllales; Amaranthaceae.